AGAGAAGACUCAGAGGAUCCCCUGCUGACUUGAGAAAGAAAAGCGAGAGGCACGCAGAUUACUGUGGAACUUGAAAAGAAAAGGCCCUACCAGAAGGAACUCCAGGAACCAUGAGCAGUGCAGCAUUACUGACUCACCUUCCAGACCCCACCAGCAGCUUCAGAGAGGAUGCCCCCCGCCCCCCUGUACCAGGGGAAGAAGGAGAGACACCAUGUCACCUGCCUGCCAACUUGUUUGUUCUGAAAAAACAAACCUUCAAGGCCAUGUCAGUUACUUCCACGCCAAGGAGGAAUGAGGAUGGUCUUGGGGAGCCAGAAGGCAGUGCAUCUCCAGACUCCCCUCUUGCACGAUGGACCAAGUCCUUGCAUUCCUUACUGGGAGAUCAAGAUGGUGCUUACCUCUUUCGGACCUUCCUGGAAAGAGAGAAAUGUGUGGAUACUUUAGACUUCUGGUUUGCCUGCAAUGGCUUCAGGCAGAUGGACCUUAAUGAUACCAAAACUUUAAGAGUAGCCAAAGCUAUAUACAAAAGGUACAUUGAGAACAACAGCAUUGUCUCCAAACAACUCAAGCCUGCCACGAAGACCUACAUAAGGGAUACUAUCAAGAAGCAGCAGAUAGAUUCUACAAUGUUUGAUCAGGCGCAGACUGAGAUUCAGAUUGUGAUGGAGGAAAAUGCUUACCAGAUGUUCCUAACAUCUGAUGUAUACCUCGAAUAUGUAAGGAGUGGGGGAGAAAAUCCUGCUUAUAUUAACAGCAAUGGACUGGGGAGCUUAAAAGUGGACUGUGGCUAUCUCCCUACAUUGAAUGAAGAAGAGGAAUGGAGUUAUGCAGAUUUUAAAGACAAACUUUUACCAUCUGUACUUGGACUGUCCAGUAAGACGCUGAGGGCUACAGCAAGCAUCCGAGCUACAGAAACUGUGGAGAAUGGGUUCAGGUCUUUCAAGAGGAAUGAUCCUGUUAACCCUUACCAUAUGAACUCUGGCUAUGUCUUUGCUCCAACUACUAGUGCAAACGAUAGUGAAAUAUCUAGUGAUGCUUUGACUGAUGAUUCCAUGUCAAUGACAGACAGCAGUGUUGAUGGCAUCCCUCCUUACAGACUUGGGAGCAAGAAGCAACUCCAGAGGGAAAUGCAUCGUAGUGUCAAGGCCAAUGGUCAAGUUUGUCUACCUCACUUUCCAAGAACACACCGUCUUCCUAAGGAAAUGACCCCUGUGGAACCAGCUAUCUUUGCAGCCGAACUCAUCUCUCGGUUGGAAAAGCUCAAGCAACAACAAGAGACCAUGGACUGCCUGGAAGAGAGGCUGCAGCAAAUCACAGAGGAUGAAGAGAAGGAGUGCCCCGACAUACCUGCCAGCUUGCAGACCAGUAGGGAGACUUCAGUCGCGCAGCAGCAGCACCCGCUCAACCUCUUACCAUCUGGCAGCUACGAGGAUGACCCGCAGGCAAUCCUGGAUGACCAUCUAUCUCGAGUGCUGAAGACUCCAGGGUGCCAGUCUCCUGGCAUGGGACGGCAUAGCCCUCGUACACGCUCACCGGACCGACUCCCAGGUGGCAAAGUGCUUCUGGGCACAGGAACGGCCUCUGUACCCACAGCUUGCGCCCUCGUCAGCAAAGGAUUUAUUACCAAGCAGACCACCAAACAUGUUCACCACCACUAUAUCCACCACCACACCAUCCCCAAGACAAAAGAGCAGAUAGAAGCAGAGGCAGCCCAGCGGGUCCGGUGCUUGUGUGCUGGGGGCAGUGACUACUAUUGCUACUCAAAGUGCAAGGGGCACUCAAAAGGAACAGACCUUCCUGCAGCUCACCUGGAGCCACCUGGAUUGCGCAGAACUGGGAUGCUGCAGAAGAGAACCUCUAAACUGCCAGAUGGCAUUAUCCUGCCAGGUGGAGAAGGAGGAGGGGUGUCUGUACUACCAGGGACCCAGCUACCUGGAGGAGAGGCAGACCGCUCACAGAAUGUCUGGCAGUGGAUGCUGGAGAGUGAAAGACAAUCUAAGCACAAGACCCAUAGCACACAAAGCACAAAGAAGGCCUACAACUCCGAGUCCACCAGAGGUGUGCCUGGUGAGCGUCCAGCCCGGCACCAUCUGUGGGGCAAUGGCAGCCACCCACGUGGGGCACACCCUGCCCACCCUUUUAUCCAAGAUCCUGCCAUGCCACCACUCACACCACCCAACACUUUGGCCCAGCUGGAGGAAGCUUGCCGCAGGCUAACUGAAGUAUCCAAGCCUCAGAAACAACGAUGUUCAACCUCAAAUCAACCAAGGGAUCGCAACCACUUGACUUCAGUACCCGGAGGAAAUGGUCCUUUUUGCAGUACAAGCGUAGCAACAGAAGAUCAUAAAGAAUCAAGAAAAAAUCCUACUGUUCACUCCUCCCAACCUAGUGAGUUGGUUGUCACUUAUUUUUUCUGUGGAGAAGAAAUUCCUUAUAGGAGGAUGUUGAAGGCCCAGAGCCUGACACUUGGGCACUUUAAAGAGCAGCUGAGCAAAAAGGGAAAUUAUAGGUAUUACUUCAAAAAGGCAAGUGAUGAGUUUGACUGCGGUGCUGUUUUUGAAGAAAUCUGGGAUGAUGAUGCCAUUCUGCCCAUGUACGAAGGAAGGAUCCUUGGGAAGGUCGAAAGGAUUGACUGACUGGCUGGCUGGCUGGCAUUGUCUGUGUA
This is a messenger RNA of Euleptes europaea (tarantolino), 2665 nucleotides long. RefSeq names its product axin 2 (gene AXIN2). NCBI's taxonomy places the organism in Eukaryota, Metazoa, Chordata, Lepidosauria, Squamata, Sphaerodactylidae. Gene Ontology annotation, biological process: negative regulation of canonical Wnt signaling pathway. Bases 111 to 2636 code for a protein of 841 amino acids. The transcript has 11 exons. The record is from RefSeq and is a predicted model, not a curated record.